AUGCGGGGGAACGUGCCUACAGUAGCAGGAGGGUGCGAGACGCCGCUUGGAGGAGGGGACGAUGCGGGCCCCAACAGCAACGACAAGGGCAUCGCAGCAGAAGCAGCUCCGCGGCCAUCGAGACGCGCGUUGCACCGUCACACCGUCAAAAAGUUUAUGGAGCGUCGGAAGAACGAGGAGCGUAGGCGAUUGGCGGAAGAGAGGGACGGGAAGCUGCUGCAUUUCAACAGCAGUACCACCAGCAGAAGCAACAGCAGCAGUAGCUCUGAGUCGCGCGGCUCGGAGCUCUCCCGUGGGGGUGCCACGGCGAAGCCCGUGUUGGUUGCGCGGUGGGACUUCGACUUCUUCUUCCGAACGAUGCCAUCAGAGUUUCUGCAGACAAGCGGAGAGGCUUCGGGCGCCGACGCAACGUCGAUCCCGCCUUCCGCCACGCUGUACGACGAGCAGGAGCAGUCACUGGUGCUCCUUGGUGACGCCCACCAGCGGCCGGCGCGGGGGUCUGUCCCUGUAAAGGCAAUGAUGCAGAGCAGCAUCACAAGAAGUAUCCACGUCCGGCGUGUGGAGGGCGUGCCGCCGCUGCCGAUGGCGGCGCCGAUGCCGCCGGGCACCGACCUCGACGUGCCGACGCGGAACUACCUGAUGCCUGACGCCACAUACUACGUUCACCAGCACGCACUUGGAUUCGAGCGGGACGAGAACGUGGCGAAGCGGUCGAUGCUCGCCUGUGCCGUGCGGGAGUGGCGAGGUGGGGAUAACAACGUCCUCGUUCUUUCCACAGGAGAUGCGCUGCGUAGCGUCUUUGAGGCGACCUACAGCGACGCCAAACCGCUUGCGCUGGAAGUAAGGCGCGUCGGACCGAUACUGCUGAUUGACUCCCACAGCGAGCGGGAUUACCGUGUACGGGUGAGGGACUUGCGUGGGAAGGCGUUGUUGGGCAAGGCGCUCUACCGCAUCCAAGAUGGAUCCUUUUCGUGCAUAGGCAAGGAUGACGACAUCGACAACAACCAUAAUAACAACGGCAACAGUGGUUGCGGCGGCGGCAACAGCGGCGGCAGCAGCAGCAGUAGUAGUAGUAGUAGUAAUAGUAGUAACACUCAGAAUCCUGGCACUAAGAGCACGGGCAAGAAGAGUGGUGUUGUGGCGCUGCCGACGCACCGCGUGGGGUCUGCCGCUUUGUCGAAAGAAAUACGUUCGCUGAGCCGCUACGCACACAUCUUUCGCUGGGAGAUUGGUUCGAUGGAUGUGUUGGUUGGUCUCGACACACCCAUCGUGCUUGACUCCAGGGACGACGUAGAGUACGUGCUGAAGCUGGAGGAUACCUCUGUCGAAAUGACGCCCCAUGAGGCGCAGCAAGACGCUCUGCGCUGCUGGUUUGACGCCACUCUCGCGAACGUGCCACAGGUUGGCAUCUUCGUGCACAACGAUGGCGUGAUUCAACGGUACGAAGUGAAGAAGGUGCAGGAGAUGCUUGGCAUUGUGGAGGGCAGCUUGGCGACGGCAGCCAUGAACUUCACAACCAAUGUGCUUCAAUGGUUGGUGUCUCAGUGCGUGAAGGAUGGCAUGACGUACGCAGUGAUACGCAACUAUGAGACGGGCGUUCUUGAGAUUUACGAGUAUUCCAAUGAUGAACGCCUCGAGAAGUUCCUCCCGGAGGACGGCAAGAAAGAUAGUGGCAGUGGUGCCGAGACGCUGAAGGCGGAGGAGCAGCGGCGAGCUGAAGAGAGCGAGCGGCUCAACUGGGGUUUGGCGACCAUGUGCUUCCGCAUGGGCAUGCACCUAAAGGACUCAGAGGCGAAGGCACCCGACGCACUCUCGUUGCUGCUGCGAAGCUUCUCCGUCUACUUCCAGCAUCGCACGCGGAUGGAUGAGGCCUGUCAACGUGUGUGCGACAUCGUCAAAUGCCUUCCCGGUCUUGUGGGCCGCCUGAUCGACAACAGGAAGGCCGCUCUGGAAGAAGAGGGCGGCAUUAUUCAACUUCCAGAGAUCUACCGUGAGGCCUUCUUGACUUGUGGCCGCUUUGAGGUGCGCCUGCAGGGGGCUGCGUGCGAUGAGACGCUCCGGCUCCCCACGCGCCGGACCUUCUUGCAGUGCUUGCUACCAUGCAGCGCUGCGUUGUGUUUGUGUGUUGCCCGCACAAUUGAGCAGUUCUGCGCGGAGCGGCGCGUGUAUCUGCGACUGCGAGCGGAAAGCGGUACCAGCAGCAAUGUCCACAUUCACAGCCUCAUCGCGAAGGACCUCCUCCAGGUUGUGGUGGAGGGACUGCUACGGCUAGAGCAGAUGAACCGUAUGCUGAAGAGUGACACGGUGUUGACGCAGUGUAUGCGCGUAGGGUCGAAGGUGGAGCGCAUGGCGCUGAUUGACACCAAGACGGAGAUCCUCGACGUGGCGCCACUUGAAACGGCUUUGUGGGAACUCUACUCGGAUGUUGUUCUCCUUGUUAUGAGCGAUCGGACGCCAUUUACGGCGCAGGUAUUGGUGGAACUUAGCCGCCGCAUUAAGGCCCGCGAGGAGAAGCGCAAUAGUAGUGGCAGUGGUUCUACCACAGGACCAGCAGCAGAGGCGCCUAGUGAGACGACGCUGACAUGGUUGUCUGCCAUCACGCCCGACGUCGUGACGCUUUCCUUUACUGCGCUGCGCUUCCUCACGAAGGUGGGGCUCGAGUCUAAGCGUCUGCUUUCCAAGACAGCACAGGUCUACUAUCACGUCGGACAUCACUACCUCCUUACGGACCGCUACACCAAGGCCCUCGAGUCGCUGCACCGCGCACAGUCACUCUUCAAGGCAAUGCAGCAGGCGCCGGCCGAUGAUGUCUUCGGUGGCUGCUGUACCUCUUCCGCAACUGUGACGAUAAAAGAUGUGCAGUUCUCGUUGGGUGAAGUGUACAUCCGCAUGGCACGCCUCAAGUCACGCCUCGCGCCGGCAGAGGUGCGGCUCAGUUUGCAGCAGCCGCUCGCGAUGGGCGAGACGCAGACGCUUUCGUCGGAGGAGGAAACGUUCUACCGCCACGCCGUUGACCACUUUACCAAUUGUGAGGCGCACGAUCAGCUCGCCGCCGCCCUUCGCGUAUACGCUACCCGGCAGAUUGCGCACAUUGCCAGCAGCGGCCAGCAAGCAGACGUGGCAAAAGGCCGCCACAUCUAUUCAAUGCUGCGCCGGGCCAGCGAGCUUGCCGCCGGCGACGCGGCGCUCGACUGGGAGGUGCUGCGGCUAUCAACAUGUUCGAUGCACCACGCAGCGCUGCAGCGGCGGGCAGAAGAGAUUGCGGCGCAAUGGGGCCGCAUGACGGUGGACAUGGCGGUAGUGCCGCACGAGUUAAUUGCGACGGUGCACCCGCUAGAGUUUGCGCUGCAGAUGGGGCUUGUGUCGGUCUCGUUGCUGGAGGCAAAGAAAAAAAUCAAAACACAUCAGGCGACGGGUCUUAUGCGUGGAUGCGCGGCGCACCUCAUCAUUGCGCUUAACGGUGCUCACGCGGCGAGUAAAACCCCAAGUGUGCUGCUGUCACGCGCUGCCGCCUGCUGGAAGGCGGAAUGCGUGCAUGAAUGGGUAUACCGCGUCGCUCUGAUGAUGUCCGUUCGAGCCAUGCGGUUGAUGGUGCGGCAUCUGCCGGGCGACAAGGCGGCGGAGGCGAAGCAGUUGCUGCAGCGGCUGGUUGGCAUGGAGGAGGGGGAGGUGCGCAACAUCCGAGCGAAGGAUAAGUCGUGUGGUGGCAAAUGCCAUUUUUGGAGACUCUCCAGGGUACUUGUGGAAGCCUUUGAUGAUGUCUUGAAAUGGUGA
This is a messenger RNA of Trypanosoma grayi, 3774 nucleotides long. RefSeq lists its product as hypothetical. Gene Ontology annotation, biological process: positive regulation of DNA-templated transcription. NCBI's taxonomy places the organism in Eukaryota, Euglenozoa, Kinetoplastea, Trypanosomatida, Trypanosomatidae. Bases 1 to 3774 code for a protein of 1257 amino acids. The record is from RefSeq and is a predicted model, not a curated record. The transcript has a single exon. Gene Ontology annotation, molecular function: protein binding.